Molecule: messenger RNA, 1038 nt
Organism: Encephalitozoon intestinalis ATCC 50506
Lineage: Eukaryota; Fungi; Microsporidia; Unikaryonidae
Exons: 1
Coding region: 1-1038 (345 amino acids)
Source: RefSeq, a predicted model, not a curated record
AUGGAAGAAUACACACUCUGCUCCUCAAGUACCGAGCAAGGCGAAAUACCAGUCAUUCACAUCAAAAGAUUCAAGGAGGCCCCUCCAUUGUUUCCAAGAAACAAGUCUCAGCUGCAGUAUAUGUAUCUCCCAAACAAGUCCCUAUUUAUCGGGCCAAACACCAUUCCAAGGUCUAGUGAUUAUCAAGUAAAUGUCCUUACAACCAAGCUUAAAAAGAGACUCAAGCAUGAUCUUUCUCAUCCGUUUCUGUGUCUUUCGAUGAAUUCCGAUAGAUCAUUCUUUGAAGGGAGGUUUACCUUUGUCUCCACGGUCCAAAUCCCAGAAAGUGUUGAAGAGAUGUGUUUUGUCAAAGGUAAGGAGAGGAUAGUUCAUGUCAAAGAAAAAACAGAUGUAAAUACAGACGUGAGAAAAGAAAUAAAAUUCGACCACAUAAAGGACAAACAGAACGAUUCAUACAAAGAUGUCUGCCAGGACUUUUUGCUUGGAAAGUUACUUGAAGGCAUUGGGGACAAAAAGAUAAAUAUCAUCAUUAGAGACUCCACCAUCAAUAAUAUUCUGUCAAAAGAAGCAUAUAUACACUUUUAUGUAAAGAAGAAGGAUGAAAAACUGUACAUUGUUUUUGACGAAGUUUACACUAGAGAAGUCAAGUAUUACGACUAUCUCUCGAAGUAUGGGGAGGAGGUUGUUCGAUCUCUGAAAUCUUCGGAAACCCGUAUGUAUUCCAGUUCGGAAGCAGUGGUUGUUGUGUAUUCAUCAACUCUCUUCUACGAUUCCUCUGGGCUUCAUAGACUGUUUAGUGGAAUUGACGUCGAAAAGUCCAUCGACAUGGUGGUAAAUAUUGAAGAUGUAAGAGCUGUAAAAAGCUCAGGAUCCUUAGGAGACGAGCUGAAGGUGCUUUUUGGAAUUAAGUUUGAGGAGGGAGAAUAUGUCCUUAAUGAUAAGAAGAUAUAUGUGUUGGAGCCAAGCGGGGAAAAGUUUAAAUUCAAUGGAGUUGUGUUUACUGAUUUUAUGGACUCCCAGGAGCCUAUAAGCGAUUAA